This is a messenger RNA of Rotaria sordida, 1167 nucleotides long. NCBI's taxonomy places the organism in Eukaryota, Metazoa, Rotifera, Eurotatoria, Philodinida, Philodinidae. The record is from the annotation of a GenBank genome assembly.
AUGGCAGACAAUGACGAUCAAAGAGAAUGGCAUACUGUGGAACAUAGUCUCACACAAUUUACAGUACCUAAACGUUAUCAAAACCUCAGUCCCUUCGAAUAUAAUAGUCACGACAUUGUUACAUAUGCUACUGACACUAAUACCGGUAAAAAAGUAACCAUUAGAAAGAUAUUGAAACCAUUCGACAGUGUUGCAAGAGCACAUCGAACCUAUCGAGAAUUGAAACUACGCAUUCAUCUCAAUCAUUUCGAUGCACAGGUUGCACAAUUAUAUGAUGUAUUUACACCUGAGAAAGACCUCAACAACUUUGAAACCUUAUAUUUAGUAGAGAAUUAUGUCGAAUAUGAUUUAAAAAGAGUUAUCUACAGCAACGUUGUCGUUACUGAAGAUCAUAUUAAAAUGGUCAUCUAUUGUCUUCUUCGUGGUUUGAAAUUCAUUCAUUCUGCUGGAAUCAUUCAUAGUAGAAUAAUCUCAUCUAAUAUUGGUAUCGACAAAGAUUCAAAUGUCUCAAUUUUUGGUUGGGAUUCUGCCGCUACAGCCCAUAUUCGUAGGAAAUAUGAUGAACACUGGCUAUACAACGAGAGCGAUAUAUAUCGGCGAUGGUAUGCACCAGAAAUGAUCAUCAAUCCGGAGCAUUGCAAUGAAAAAGUUGAUAUAUGGUCUGUCGGUUGUAUUAUGGCUGAGUUAAUUGUUCGACAGCCACUUUUUCCUGGUACAAGUCAAUCUGAUCAAUUGACAAAAAUUUUUGAUAUUACUGGAACACCUGAUUCAAAAACGUUAGACGAGAUGAAUAUGCCUUCAGUUGUACGUCAAUACUGUGAAACAUUAUCUCGCAAAUCAAAGCAAGAUUACGAAAAACUAUUUGGCUAUAAGUAUAAUCAAGGCAGUGAAACACCAGUUUCCGGUGUUUCUUCACAAGGUGUUACCUUACUUGAUCGUUUACUUUUGUUGAAUCAUUGCAUGCGUCCGACUGCUGAAGAAUUGCUAAAUGAUCCUUACUUUGAAAUGUACCAUGAUCCAAUCGAUGAGCCGUCUUCGGAACUUUUCAUCGAUGAAUAUCAAGAUGCGACAUAUUCAACUGAGAAAUGGAAAUCUAUCACUUGGAAUAUGGUCAAAGGAUUUGUACCACCUCCAUGGACCAAUGAGAACAUUAUCGAUAAAUCGUAA